AUCGUUAACACCAUAUCUCGUCACUCCAAAGAGGUCAUGAUAAAGAGGACUAAGCUGUAUUUCACAAGGGCCCUUCACCGGAUGCAAAAGGGCCCUGGUUACACCUACAAGGAGCUGCUGGUCUGGUUUUGCAACAAUACUAAUACUCAUGGGCCAAAGCGCAUUGUCUCUGAAGGACCAAAGAAGAGGGUCAUGUGGUUCAUAUUGACUCUGAUUUUUGCAGGACUCGUAUUCUGGCAGUGGGGGCUUGUCAUUCAAACAUACCUGUCCUAUGGCGUCAGUGUUUCUCUCUCCAUUGGCUUCAACACCAUGGUGUUCCCUGCUGUGACCGUUUGCAACGUCAACCCCUUCAAAUAUUCACGUGUUAAG
Staurois parvus is the source of this 369-nucleotide messenger RNA. NCBI's taxonomy places the organism in Eukaryota, Metazoa, Chordata, Amphibia, Anura, Ranidae. The record is from the annotation of a GenBank genome assembly.